UGAAUAUCUGAUAGCUGAUGCACAAUUGCGCAUAAGCACAUUACAGCCAGGACGGCAGUCGGCAAGACUACACACACACCGACAGUCAGUAGUCAAUCAUUUAUUGUUUUAAAGCGCAGCCAAACUUGCUGCUACUUCCUUCUCUCAUACCUCUACUCUUCUUCUUCUUCCUCUUCCUCUUCCUCUUCCUCUCCAUCUUCAUCUACCUCACUCUUCUCUUUCUCUCUCCUCCAUUUUCUGAUCUUCUGGUCUAAAAAUGGAGUCUUCUUCAUCUUCCUGCAGCUGCAACUGCAGUAGAUCCAUUGCUAAACUCACCAGUUUCACCAUUUUUUUUGCUGUCCUACUUUCUUGCUCCUUUUUUACAUCAACUGAAGCUUAUGAUGCACUUGAUCCAAAUGGAAAUCUUACUAUCAAAUGGGAUGUUAUCAAUUGGACCCCUGAUGGAUAUCUUGCUGUCGUCACAAUGAUUAACUUCCAGCAGUACCGCCACAUUCAAACCCCAGGGUGGACACUUGGAUGGACAUGGGCCAAAAAGGAGGUAAUAUGGAGUAUGGUGGGUGCACAAACCACAGAGCAAGGAGAUUGUUCAAAAUUUAAAGGAAACAUUCCUCAUUGUUGUAAAAAGGAUCCAUCAGUGGUAGAUUUGCUUCCUGGAACACCUUACAACCAGCAAAUCGCUAACUGCUGCCGCGGAGGGGUACUAACUGCCUGGGGCCAGGACCAAGCCAAUGCUGUUGGCGCUUUUCAAAUUAGUGUAGGUCAAGCGGGAACAUCUAAUAAGACAGUUAAGCUGCCAAAAAAUUUCACAUUGAUGGCACCAGGGCCUGGAUAUACUUGUGGGCCAGCAAAGAUUGUGAGGCCAACCCAGUUUACGACAUCUGAUAAGCGGAGAACCACUCAAGCUUUGAUGACUUGGAACAUAACUUGCACGUAUUCUCAGUUCCUGGCUCAGAAGACUCCUACUUGCUGUGUUUCUCUCUCCUCAUUUUACAAUGACACUAUCGUACCCUGCCCAACUUGCUCUUGUGGAUGUCAGAACAACAUAACCCAACCAGGAAGCUGUGUUGAAGCGGACAAUCCCUAUUUAACUUCAGCCAUUUCAGCAGGUGGACCAAAAUCUAGUAGCAAACCUCUACUCCAGUGUACCAGUCACAUGUGUCCAGUUCGGAUUCAUUGGCAUGUCAAGGUCAAUUACAAGGACUAUUGGCGUACUAAGGUUACUAUUACAAACUUUAACUACCGAAUGAACUACUCGCAAUGGAAUCUGGUUGUGCAGCAUCCCAACUUUAAUAAUCUCACUCAAUCGUUUAGUUUCAUGUACAAAGGAUUGACGCCCUAUGAUGGUUUGAAUGACACUGCCAUGCUAUGGGGAAUUAAGUUCUAUAAUGAUUUUCUUAAUGAAGCUGGGCCUUUCGGGAAUGUGCAGUCAGAGCUGCUAUUUCAGAAAGACAAAACUACUUUUAGUUUCGAGAAAGGAUUUGCUUUUCCACGGCGGGUGUACUUUAACGGAGAUAACUGUGUGAUGCCUCCUCCAGAUGCUUACCCAUGGCUACCAAAUGCUAGUUCGAGACCUAUUAUCUCUCUUCUACAACCUGUCAUGACUAUCUUGGCAGCCCUGGCUUUCUUACUUGCAUAUGCUUAGAGAGAGACAUGUUGCUUUCCAGAUUUCUCUUGAAUCACUUGUGUGAUGCACUUUCACCUUGACACUUACCAAUUGGUCUCAUUGCUGCUUCAAGUCCAGUGAUGCACUAUGACCCUUUUCAGGUACACCAUUCAUCGCUUCUAGAAAGAGCGUCCAUUGUCUAAUGAAGUGUUUGUCUAAUGAAGUGUUGAAAAUGAGAAUCUGAUGCCGUUUUUUUUAGAGAUAGGCUCUUUUGUACACGUAUUUAUACUUUUAAUUUAUAUUCUUUUUUUUUUUUUUUUUAUUUAUUAUUCUUCUUAGAGUAUUUAUUGAGACGCGUAUUUCAGUCGUUGUAACUUGUAAAAACUCUGGCCAUGGAAAUGCAAGUGUUAUAUAGAGUUGCUUGUUGUA
This is a messenger RNA of Chenopodium quinoa (quinoa), 2032 nucleotides long. Its product is annotated as protein COBRA-like. Lineage: Eukaryota; Viridiplantae; Streptophyta; Magnoliopsida; Caryophyllales; Amaranthaceae. Gene Ontology annotation, biological process: cellulose microfibril organization; plant-type cell wall cellulose biosynthetic process. Gene Ontology annotation, cellular component: plasma membrane. The record is from RefSeq and is a predicted model, not a curated record. The transcript is spliced from 6 exons. The coding region runs from base 257 to 1642 and encodes 461 amino acids.